Molecule: messenger RNA, 390 nt
Organism: Sclerotinia sclerotiorum 1980 UF-70
Lineage: Eukaryota; Fungi; Ascomycota; Leotiomycetes; Helotiales; Sclerotiniaceae
Exons: 2
Coding region: 1-390 (129 amino acids)
Biological process (GO): regulation of transcription by RNA polymerase II
Molecular function (GO): RNA polymerase II cis-regulatory region sequence-specific DNA binding; DNA-binding transcription factor activity, RNA polymerase II-specific; protein dimerization activity
Source: RefSeq, a predicted model, not a curated record
AUGUCCGCAUCUCCCACAAGAGAAUCUUCAGCAAAUGCCAAUUCCUCAAAUGGUAUCAAUCCAGCCGACGAGAAACCGCGGUUAUCGGAACAUGAGAAGAAGGCUAAUCAUAUCGCAUCUGAACAAAAACGGCGCUUAGCAAUUCGCGAAGGCUUUGAUCGACUAGCAGAUUUAGUUCCUGGGCUAGAAGGUCAAGGGAGAAGCGAGAGUGUGGUUUUAAAGAAAACUGUGGAUUAUAUACGCAUACAGUUAGAGGAAAGGCGGCUAUUGGUUGAGGAGGCUGAGAGUUUGGGAGUGGUUGUUGAAGAGAGGUUGAAGGGGGAACCACCUGGUGCAGGGACUGCAGGCUUGGCUAGUAGAGGGGCAGGAUGGGCAGAUGGUAGUGGUUAA